AUUUUUUUAGUUUGAACUUUGAACGAAAAGCCAACACACAAAGUUAUAUAUAUAUAUAUAUAUAUAUAUAUAAAUUAAUAAAAAUGCAUCGUUCGGGACGUUGAAGCAAAAAACACGACGACGAAGAAUUUCGGGUAUUGAUUACUUCAUGUUACUUAAGAUUGCUGAAUUUUUAGGGCAUAAUCGAAUCAACAAAUAGGCUAAGAGGGUACUAAAUAAUUUUGAAGUAUAUCAUAUCCUAUUCCUGUACAUGUAUGCAAAGCAAUUCGUUAAUAACUAAUACCAAAAAAAAUAUUAACUGACAUCAUAUAUGAUGUAUAUAGUUGAGAUAUUUGGAAGAUCCUUUUUUCAUAAUAUAUUUCAUUGUCUACUCCACGAGACAAGUUUGAAAUUAAGAAUACCAUGGAAAGAGAAUCUAAUAUUGUGAAGCUGUGCUUCACAGAAAACAAGAUAAAGAAAAGAAAAGAAAACAUGUCUAACUUUAAUCUUUGAAUGCAUAUUCAGUCAUGUCAUGACCCAUCCAUCAUCUUUCUUCGAAUCUCCUAUCUCACUGAACAUGUUUAAUUUGGAGUGGCCCUUUGUAUGUAAUAACUAUGCUUAUGAUCUCAUAUAUAUCUCUCCACUAGCCUUAUUUGAUUUUUGGCAUAGUCAGUUUUUUGUUUUAAUCCUUAAAAAAACCGUGGUAAUAGGAUGAUUAAAGGAGCAUCAGAUGGCAAUUUUUUGGGGUUUUGGGGACUAGUCAAUGAUCUCCCGAUUAUUAAAAACAAAACAUUUGCCAGUAGAGUUUGGAUAUCAAAACUUGCAUAAUCAAGAAAUAGGAGCAUGCAUGGUUGUUAUAGCAAAUUUCGUUUAACAAAUUAUACAUUUAAGAAUAGAGGAGUAAUUUAUAAUAAUUUAAAAUGCUGCAAAUUGCAAAAAAUAUUGGAAGACCAUGCAUGUGUUAAGAUUCGGGGGCUAGGUGUAGGGUUUAUGUUUGCGUAGAUCUAAUAACGUGUGUGUUUAUGUACGGCCAUUUGCAAAAAUGAGAAAACAUUUAUUCUCAUUUUCUUAACAAAUUCUUUUUUUUAAUGAAAAAAGAUGAGACAAGAGCAUUGGCAGCUGGGGAUAAUUGGUAUGGCUUGAAUUAGAUAACUAAUAUAUUCGGCUUUGCUCCAUUUUUUUACAACGAAUAAUGGUUAUUCUAUUAGUAAAUAAUUUAAAAUAGUUUUGGUAUUGGUAAGCAAACUGAAAUAGAACAAAUAAUAAAAUAAAACUCUUUCUAUCUAGCAGUGCUCUAUAAAAAGUCACCGUUCUACGUAUGUUUUUCUUGUAACAUUAAUUUAGACAAAGUUUAAUUUUCAUGUUAUAGAUUUUUACGGUAAAUUUUUCAUUGAUUUCAAAUUAAGGUUAUAGUUGCACCAUGUCCAUCCCAUUAAUUGAUAAAAUCAUGUGAAACAUAACCUUGUAAAAAAAACAUAAUCUAUACGGUGAAUUCAUUAUCUUGAAAUUUAUAAUAUGUUAUCAAUAAGUAACACUGUAACAGAUAUAUAAAAGGGAUUGAUAAACUAAGCAGAAAACCAAUCCAAAAGAAAGAUACAAGGUGGAUGAAUUUAGAAAGAAAAGCAAAAGAAACAUGAAAAUAAAUAGAAACAGUUAAAACAUAAAAAGGAAGAAUGAGCUGGUAAAAAUCAAGUAUUAAGGUUUGUUACAAAAAAAAAACAAGUAUUAAGGUAAGAAAGUUCAUGAAUAAAGAGGCUUUGACAGCAUGAAAAGAGAAUGUAAGAAGUUAUCAACAAAGAAGAGUUUCACUAAUUAACUGUAAGUCUGGUGUCUUGUGUUAGGCUCGGCAAGCCCGAACCCAACAACUUGUAACAUCCCACACAAACUCAUCUCUAUAUAUAGACACUUCUCUUUGGCUAAAACUUGGUGCAAUACACACACACACACACACACACACACUCAUAAUCCCUCCCAAACAACCCCAAAACUAACAAUAACUUGUUCUCUCAUGGCAUCAUCUGAUCCUCAGUUCUACACCGAUUUCACAUGUUCCGGCGAGACUUCUUCUCAGUUUCACGGCUCUUCUUCAUGUCCUGACAUCUCAGCUCUAUCCAACUACGUCGGCGAUGGUUUCAAUUCCUUCAACACAUCUUCUAACCAAGAAUCCACAUUUUUACCCCAAGUUUUGGGGAUUUCUGACGUUUUUGUGCCGAGGUACAUCAACUACUACCAGAAAAGGGGUGUGAAUAAUGCCACACAAUAUUUUCAUGGUGGAGACCAAGAAUACUACGGCUAUUCACCGGAGAUCAAGCCCUUGUUCUAUCAGUCCACUGGAGAGCAAUCUUGGGGAAAUAGUGAAGGAGUGAUACAAGCUGAGCCGAACACAAAAGUGGGACGCUAUUCGGUUGAAGAACGUAAAGACAGAAUCAUGAGGUACUUGAAGAAGAAGAACCAACGCAACUUCAAUAAGACCAUCAAGUAUGUGUGUCGUAAAACCCUAGCUGACCGGCGUGUUCGUGUUCGAGGACGAUUUGCCAGGAACAAUGACACAUGUGAACAACAAUCUCACGAUCACAACCAUUCUGAAAAAGACGAAAAUAUGUUUUCUGGAUCAGACGACUAUCUAAUCCAGAUGAAAAACGACGAUGGUUGGCUUCACGAAGCAAUGUGUAAUCUGAUUUAUUUUCCUUGUGAACUGGACCCUCCUAGUGAUGCUCAUCAUCCAAACAUAUGGAGCUGAUUAGUUUAGUUUAAUUAUAAGAAGCUUAAUUACUACUUUAUGAUAAAUUUGUUAUUAUAAUGUACUUAACUAUUCACGGGGUUAUAAUGAGCAUGAAGAUUCUUUUUUUUUUUUUUUUUUUUUUUUGCCUAGUAAAUAUAUGAAAGAACUUCAUUUGAACAUCAUAGUGUCUUUGACGUGAGAGUAACUCAGCCAAUCUGAAUACAAGAGCAAGUUAUUCCUGUUUGUAUACAUUUUAUCUUUUUUUAUAUAGAAACUAAAGCUUUACUUUAUCGAAAAAGAUAAUUCUUUAAGGGAGGGUUAAAAAGAUUGUUGAUAUUAUUUAUGGCAAACAACACCUUUUAGGAUUCGAAUAAAUCGGUGAGUCGACAAAAGAUUAACUAACUAGUAGAAUUAAGGAACCAAUGUUUAUUAAAGAAUAUAUGAUGCAUGUAAAUUUUAAUCAUAAGACGAAUGACUUAGCGUAACAUUAUACAUGAACGGAUAUAUGAAGAAUAAUGCCGAUUAAUUGGUCGUAACAACAAAACACAGGCACAUGAUAAGGUGUAGAGAAUAUUGUCUACAAAUUCUUGCAGUGGUAGGUGGGCUAGAGAAUAUUGUCUACAAAUUAAAUCAAGAUUGAUAGGGUGUACUAAUGCAAUGUAAAUAUAGAGUGUGGAGAGGGGAGACAUGAUACGGAACCAAGUUCCAAUCACUUUUUAAGACAUAUAAUUCUUGAGACGAACACAUAUAAUAAGACUUUUAAAAUCUGUAAAUUAUAUUCUCUGAACUUGUCCCCUUUAUUUUCUGCUUUGACGAAUAUUUGUGAAGUUGAAGGAUGAGCUUACUUUUUUUUCUUUCUUUUCCAGUUUCUCAAUACACUUCUAAAUUCUAAUGAAAAUUGUAUGAAUAUUUUGUACCUAAUUAGCAACAAAACUGGUAUGUGUAUAUUUUUACUUUAUUCAGUUCAUUGUUGAUCCAACAUUUUAUUACUAUAAUGUUUAAAGUGUAUAAAAUCGACUUGAAAAUCAUAAGUCGAAUAUACGAUAUGUAGAAGUAGAAUGAUUAUCAUAUUUUCUACUCAUAUUGGUAUCAGAUUUUAAUAUUUAUACUAGAUUUUGACCCGCCCUCUUAAAGGGCGGGUAUAUUUUUAAUUUUAAUUUUGAAGAACGAAUAACCUUUUUAAUUUAAUUUUUGUUUCGAGGAAUUAUUUUUUAUUCGAACCCAAAAAAUUCAACUUGGAAUCGACUCAAAAUCAAAAUCUCAUACUCUAUUAGUUCUAGCUUAUAUACUCGAACAGUUCUUAAAGUGUAACAAUAUCUGAAAACCAAUAUCAAUAUCAACUUGCACUGAAAACUUAACAAAAUUCUUAAAAAAUGUUGGAAAAUUAUUUUUUUAAUAAAUUCUGUUAUACAUAUAUAUAUAUAUAUAUUUAUAUAUAUGUAAAUGUGUUAAUAUGUUCUUCACUAAAUUUAAGUAAUUUCACAUUUAACAAAUAUUUUUAAUGGAAUAACCUAUUUAACCCGUUAAACUAAAACUCGUAGAAUAUAUUAAAAUAAACAAUACUCCCAUAAUAAUAUCAAAUACACAUUAAAAAUAUACUCAGAAUUUAAAUUAUAUUAGAACUGUAAAAUUUAAAAUAUAUUAUUUAUUUAUUUAGAAGUGUAUUAAAUUAUAGAUACUGUAUUAUUUAUUUUGCAUACACCAUACAUUAAAUAUUACAAAUUGAGAAGCAAAAUAAGUUUUUAUAAAUGUUAACCCUAAUUCUAUUAUAACUGUAAAAUUUAAAAUAUUGGGCUUAUUUGCCAAAUAACCAAAAAAAAAUGAAAAUUAGAUUUUGAGAGAGAGAGUAGAGAGAGAUAGGAAGAGAAAGUAGGAGAGAGGGGAAAAUUUUGGUUAGUUAGUGUAUUUAAGUUUUUUUCAUGUAUAUAGGAUGCAAUUUCCCUAAAAUAUUCAAUCAUAAGUUUGUGUGUAAAAUCUGAAACCUUGUUUAAUGAUGAUAGAUAUUUAGUUUUUAAGUUUUUAUUUAUUUUUAUAUGAAUAUGUUUAUGUUGAUGUAAAAAAAUAUUUUUUUCAUUGGUUCUAACCCGUGUCAAACCACAUAAUCAUAAUUUAAAACUAAAACUUGGGCCAAAAUGUGAGAUUUUUAAUUUCAUGAAAUCAGUAUCGAAAGGGAUUAGUUACACCUGAUUUUAUAUAUUUCACAUCAUAAACUUGUAAUUCUAAAUAUGUGAUCUAUACAAUAUUCAAAAUAUAAGUUUUAAACUUUUAAUAUUUUUAAUACAUUGGCAAUUAGUUGUUUUAAUUUUUUCAUCUUUCAUCUUAAGAUUUUUUUACUAUAUGUAUCUUAGAAGCUUAAAAUGUAAUGUAAAUUUUGAAAAUAAUACAUUAAAUAAAAUAUUUGUAUGAUUUUUUUUAUCUUAUUAUAUUAAUGGUAAUUACUAUUGUCAAGUAAAAAAUAUAUUUGUUUUCUAAAGUACAUAUAAAUUACUAUGAUCCAUCUAUACUAUUAAUUUAAAUUGUAUGUAAUUUUUAAUAUUAAAUAAAGUAUUCACUACUAUGAUUCAGAUAAAUGUUUUCGUUUCAAAAAAAAUGUAAUCAAUUCUAUUAUAAAUAAUUUAUACUUUUAAUAGUUUAUUAUUUCAUCUUUUUUUUUUAAUUUGCUAUGUAAUUGUAACUGUGCUAAAUUUAAUGGGUAAGAUUUUAAUGUGUUAGAUUUUCAUGGUCAAUAAAAAUAGUAAAUGAGAUAUAAUUUUAAUCAACAAUUUUUAUGCAAAGCCCGUAAGAACUCUAAAUACAUAGUUUUCCAAACCCAACGUUAGAAACAAAGCAACCGCACAUACAAUUUUGUUUCUAAUUUCAGACAAUAUUUCUGUCUAAAAAACAAAAAACAAAUAUCUCAAAUGGCGAUUGGGAAAGGUAUAUUUUGUUAAUCUUGAUUUUCUUCGGCGAAACUCUUCCCCGGUAAAUAUUUUGAUCUUCAUUCUUCAUCCUUCAUAGAUAGUUGAAGCUAUACAUAUUUCUGAAACAAUUUAUUGAUUUGUCAGAUGGCUUUGAUGUUAUGAAUCAAAAGAAAUCGAAGUGAUCUGAAACAUUCAAAAGUAGAUCCUCGUGAAAUCGUCUGAUUUGAUGGCUUACCUGCAAAAAAAAUGGAGAUCUAACAUAAAAGCACUUCAACAGAUUCGUUAAG
Brassica rapa (field mustard) is the source of this 5888-nucleotide messenger RNA. RefSeq names its product two-component response regulator-like APRR1. Lineage: Eukaryota; Viridiplantae; Streptophyta; Magnoliopsida; Brassicales; Brassicaceae. The record is from RefSeq and is a predicted model, not a curated record. Gene Ontology annotation, molecular function: DNA-binding transcription factor activity; protein binding. Gene Ontology annotation, cellular component: nucleus. Gene Ontology annotation, biological process: regulation of flower development.